This is a messenger RNA of Petromyzon marinus (sea lamprey), 1662 nucleotides long. Lineage: Eukaryota; Metazoa; Chordata; Hyperoartia; Petromyzontiformes; Petromyzontidae. The record is from RefSeq and is a predicted model, not a curated record.
AUGAACCAUUCCCUGUGGCUCAAGGCGGAGGAGAUGGUGUCCUGCUACUACGAGCAGCUGUACCAGACAACACUCCUCCAGCUGUCCCUCGUGCCCGUGGCCCUGCUGUAUCAGAGGCUGGUGGUCAGGCGGCGCAUCUCGAUCCAGCUAAGAGGUCACGAAAACCUGCUCAUGGGCCAUGCUCCCGACGGCUCGUGCUCACGCCCAGGUGAGUCGCUGAGAGGCCAGCUCAUCUUGCCCUUGCGAUGCUGGACUCCGCUGCUCUCUCUCCCUGCCUGCAGGUAUUUGCUGCUGCUCGCCGGGGGCCUGGCCGUGCUGCUCGCCUCCUUCGGAGCCUCCGCGUCCCUCGUGCUCCUCCCGGCCGCCGGCUCCGUGGCGCUGACGCGCUGCGUGCCACCAGCAGUCCUCUUUCGCCGCACGCUGAGCGGUUUGUUGAAUGCGGCCAUGCUGUGCGUGCUGUCCUGCAGGCACGCCCUGGUCAUGCCCAGCCUGAUGCUGCUCACGCAGCGGGUCACGUCCCUCGCUCUCGACGUCCAAGAGCGCCGGACCCUGCGCCACGGAGGCCACCCCGCGGCUCUCCAGCACCUCGCCUACCUCCUCUACUUCCCCGUCAUCCUGGGCGGCCCGCACUGCUCCUUUUGCGACUUUGUGGAUUACGUGGAAGGCGCCGAUUCCGAUGUAAACCGCGACCUGAAUCCGAGCCGCUGCGUGUGCAAGAAACUCGCCGCGUUCUUCCCCCUGGACGCGCUCAGGGGGUGGCUCCUGGCGCGCUGCUUGUGCCACUGGGAGCCCGCCUUUCGCGACGAACGCGACUUCAUGCUGAGGACGUCCUUCCUGCAGAGAAUGUGGCUGCUGUGGGAAACAGCCCUGGCCAUCAGGCUGUGCUACUACACCCAGUGGCUCCUGGGGGAGUCCCUGACCGUCGCCGCGGGCCUGGGCUACAGGAGGAGGCGGCGCGCCGACGACGACGACGACGCCGGUCCGGGCGUGGGGCCGCCCGGCGGCAGCGCGGCCGCCGCGUGGGGCGGGCCGCUGGCACGGAGGCCGCGGGGACUCGAGGGGGAGACGGCGGCCCGUCCGAGAGGAGACGCGGCGGACGCCGCGGGGGGCGGCGGCGGCGGCCAGUGGGACGAGCUGUGGGACCUGGACGCGUGCGCCCUGGAGGGCGCGUGCCGCAUGUCCGCCCUGGCACGCACGUGGAACCGCACGGCCGCGCUGUGGCUGCGCCGCGUGGCCUUCGCGCGCUCGCCCCGCCACCCGCUGGCCGCCACCUUCGCCUUCUCGGCGCUGUGGCACGGCCUGCACCCGGGCCACUGCGCGGCCAUGGCCGUGUGGGCGCUCGGCGUGGAGGCCGAUCGGCGCGUGCGGGCCGCGCUGGCGCCGCGCUGGCGCCGCUCUUGGCCGUGCCGCGCGGCCGCGUGGCUCUGGACGCAGGCGACGUUCGCGUUCGUGCUGCUGCUCGCAGAGUUCCGGGGGCAGCGCGGGGGACUCGUGCUCGUCACGCGCUGCACGCACGGCCUCGUCCCCCUGCUGCUCUGCCUCCUCGCGGUGCUGCUCGUCCCCAGGCAAACAGCGCCGUCAACGCUCCCGGAGGAAGCAGCGGCAGCGGCCGCGGCGGUAGCCGGAGCCCAUGCGCUCCGUUCCACGAUUGCAGCCGUGUAA